Molecule: messenger RNA, 1369 nt
Organism: Salarias fasciatus (jewelled blenny)
Lineage: Eukaryota; Metazoa; Chordata; Actinopteri; Blenniiformes; Blenniidae
Exons: 6
Coding region: 101-1294 (397 amino acids)
Source: RefSeq, a predicted model, not a curated record
GCAGAUUUUGAUUUCAUUUUUUUAAUUUGAUCGAUCUUCGUGACCCGGAAAUUGUCAUCUGUGCUUUGGUUUUUGCCGGCGGGAAAGAGAGCGGGUCCCCAUGGCUGCAUUGGAGCAACACGCUCAGGUCAUCAUUGAAUUGUUUGAGGCUGGCAGGACCUAUUUAGAAAUCUCAAACGCUCUGCAGCAGAUGGGGAUAAAAAGAUGCUCUGGAAUGAGUGUCAGAAGAUUCUGUGCCCAGCGUGGACUAAAACGGAAAUGUCACGUAUCGGACACAGAGCUGGAGAGGGUGGUGCAUGGCGCAAUAUAUGAAACAGGACCAUCGUACGGCCGUAAGUUUAUGACCGGAUACCUGUGCUCUAUGGGAGUGCGGGUAGGAGAGGGCAGAGUUGGAAAGGUCCUGAGAGACAUUCAUCAGCCGUACCAUGAUUUCCGACGGCAGGGUGCUCGUAAUCUCAAUCCUGUCCCCUAUCAUGCGGAGUGUAUGGGCCAUAAAUUGCAUCUGGACCAGAAUGAGAAGCUGGGGAUGUUUGGAGCCACACACGUUGUUGCUGUUGAUGGCUUCAGCAGCAACAUAGUUGCCAGUGCAACCAUGCCUGUGAAGAAUAACCUCGUGAUUUAUGAGGAAGUGUACAGACCUGCUGUGGUCACCCAUGGGAUGUGGGACCAGCUUAGAGUUGACCAUGGCAGGGAAUUCUACAUGUGCCUGUACGUGCAAGAGAAGCUUGCCGGACACAGACACAACCUUGAAAGACCACCAUACUUACAAACAACAUCAACAAGGAACCUUCGAGUGGAAAGGAUUUGGCCAGAGGUGAACAACCGUGUGAACUACCCUUUAAAGCAGGCCUUGGUACAGCUGUUGGACCAAGAAGUUAUCAACAUGGAGGACAACCUCACAAAAUUCUGUGUCUCCAACCUGACUUGUCAGUUGGGUGAGAUUGGACUUGACAGAGUGGUACAAUCCUGGAAUGCACACAGGAUCCCAGGGCGUGGGAUACCUAAUGAACUUGCAGCUGGAGGCUGUACAGCUAAAGUUCCUGAAGAGUGGCUGCCCAGUGCCUCGGUUGUAGCCAACCUGUAUGAGCAAGAGCUGGGAUCCAGGCUGACUUGGGUAUCAGUUUUUGGAGCAGAUCCCUUCACAUCUGAGGAGGACAGAUGUCAUGCAGAGCAGGACUUCACAUCAAACUACCCAGACAUCUCCAUUCUCCUGAAUCAUGCAGUGAACAAUAACACUAAUCCCUUCCAAGAUGCCUUACUGUACCUCAUUGAUGUAACCCGGAGAUAUGUCUAAAAACACUUCAGAGCUGGCAAAUUGAGUGCUCCUUUGGUGUUUGUGUUGUAUGGAUGCAAAAACCUGUGUUUAUAC